GACAUCCCGGCGUGCCCUGAGUCACACCGUUCGCUCUCCUUACAUGCCUUGCCCCAAAAUCAUUUUCAAUAUUUCUUGCCAUUCAUCUCCCUUCCCUGCCAUUCAUCUCCCUUCCCUGCCAUUCAUUUCCCUUCCCUGCCAUUCAUCUCCCUUCCCUGCCAUUCAUCUCCCUUCCCUGCCAUUCAUCUCCCUACCCUGCCAUUCAUCUCCCUUCCCUGCCAUUCAUCUCCCUUCCCUGCCAUUCAUCUCCCUUCCCUGCCAUUCAUCUCCCUUCCCUGCCAUUCAUCUCCCUUCCCUGCCAUUCAUCUCCCUUCCCUGCCAUUCAUCUCCCUUCCCUGCCAUUCAUCUCCCUUCCCUGCCAUUCAUCUCCCUUCCCUGCCAUUCAUCUCCCUUCCCUGCCAUUCAUCUCCCUUCCCUGCCAUUCAUCUCCCUUCCCUCCCAUUCAUCUCCCUUCCCUCCCAUUCAUCUCCCUUCCCUGCCAUUCAUCUCCCUUCCCUGCCAUUCAUCUCCCUACCCUGCCAUUCAUCUCCCUUCCCUGCCAUUCAUCUCCCUUCCCUGCCAUUCAUCUCCCUUCCCUGCCAUUCAUCUCCCUUCCCUCCCAUUCAGGAGUUAG
This is a messenger RNA of Closterium sp. Naga37s-1, 613 nucleotides long. The record is from the annotation of a GenBank genome assembly. NCBI's taxonomy places the organism in Eukaryota, Viridiplantae, Streptophyta, Zygnematophyceae, Desmidiales, Closteriaceae.